This is a messenger RNA of Leptomonas pyrrhocoris, 2403 nucleotides long. RefSeq lists its product as hypothetical. NCBI's taxonomy places the organism in Eukaryota, Euglenozoa, Kinetoplastea, Trypanosomatida, Trypanosomatidae. The record is from RefSeq and is a predicted model, not a curated record. The coding region runs from base 49 to 2403 and encodes 784 amino acids. The transcript has a single exon.
GCCAUUUCAACUUAUCCUAUAUAGAGGAGUAUUCGCACGAGAAUCAUAAUGGACAACCUAACCGCAUUUCUCAAAAACAUAGAUCGCAGCAAAAUCGAUGAGGCUUUGGCACUUCUGCAAAGCCUGAGGAAUGACGAGCCAGCUCAAAACGGAGAAACGACAGCCACAAAACCAGCAGACACCUCUUCCUCUGCCGACGCACACCCACCGAAAGCCAACAGUACAAAUCAAAGCGACGCUGAACAAAACCCUCACGAGCAGGCUGCUACUGCUUCUUCUGAGGGCGUAGAGUCACCAUCCGUAGACGAUGACGAUACACCUCUUGCUGCUUUGGGACGAGUGCUUUCAACGGACGAGAAGAAAGCCGCGCGCGAUACUCAAAAGGCUGAGAAGAAUGCCGAGCGAGAGGUACGUAGGAAGAUGAGAGAGGAGGAAAACAAUCUUACGAAGCUGGAGGCCGACAAUCGUAAAGCGAUCGGUGAGGAGGAGAAAGAUGACCGUCGAUCCUUGCGUGAAUCGGAGCGCGAGUCGCGAAGAGCAACAAAAGAAGCCGAAAAGGAAACUCGCCGUAAGGCGCGAGAGGAGGAGCAGGAGGCUGAGAAGGAGCAGCGCCAAAAAGCACGCGACGCGGAGCUGGAAGCAAAACAAAAAGCACGAGAGGCCGAAAAAGAAGCUCUUAAGGCUCCGAAAGAAGCUCCCAAUAGUCUCGCCGUCUUUGGUUUUCUCAGCAGCGCUGUAAAGGCAGAUAACAAAAAGAACAAACUCUUUUCGAACUUUGUGCAAGACAAGCGCACAGUGCCGGCCGCCUUACAGUUUUGGACGCAUCACGAAGCAAAAGACAAUCUCAACGAGGAGGACGCCUCCGUUAUCGACGUUCCUGUUCCUGAGGCAUACAAAGGUACGUACCACGACAUAGAGAGUAGCCGAAGUCGCUUCGUGGAUGAGGAGUCGUCUCUGCUCCAUCCGCCGAUGUUCGUCGAGCCAGAUGUUUCCAGCAAAAGAGAAGUGUGCAUCCGUGAUUUUAAUUCAAUGAUUGAGGCCUCUAAUACGCUAAAGAUUCAGCCGCGCGAACUGCUUCGCGAAUGCGGAUGCGCGUUUCACGUUGCUGCUGAAGAACCGUAUCCCUCGUUCGAUAACGAAGUGAUAUUCUCCGGUUUCUUCGCGAUCGGCUAUGAUCCUUGUCAGUCUCGUCCACCGUACUUCGGGACGUACAAUCACCUCCAAGAAGGCAACCUAAACGAGGCCGAGCUGCUGCAGAUGGCGCGCUUUGCACCAGGGCAAGAGAUUCCUCGUCUGUCAAACAUUGACUACGAUUACGAUUCUGGGGACGAUUGGGACGUCAUGGAGGGAGAUGAGGACAUUGCCGCCUCUUCUUCGGAUGAGUCCGACAAAGACUCCGAUUUAAACUCCCUCGACAGCAGCGAUCUGGAGUUCAUCAACGACGAUGACGAGGAGGACUCAGACUGUGAUAUUCAGCGCAAAAUAAUGGAGGCGCGACAGCGUCGUUUGUUCCGGUUGCGCAAUAAAGAUAAGUUGGUGCCGUCGUACAGCGGUCCUUUCGUAGGCAUUCCCAAUGACGAGCAUCCGCUGCGGAACUUUGACGAGAUGGAGCGUAUCGCACCGUUGACCGCGGUGUACUUCAGUGAGCUGCUGGAGAACGAGCUGAGUGCACUGGCGAGCGGGAACGCCGUCAUCCCCGCGGUUGGUGAUGAGGACCUCAGCGCCGAAGAACGCGACGCAAGGCUGCAGAGAGCCCUUAUGGAGGCGGCACUAAAGAACCGACGUGAUAUGACGGACCACGAGCUGAAGGCAUUGCACGAUUUGAUAAGCGCGAAUGGCCGAAUCUCGACUAAAAUGAUCAUCAAGGCUUUGAAAGAACAGCAGCUUUGCGUUGGUGUCGCGAAGGCUGAGAUAGGGCGCACGAUCAAGCGCUUGUACGAGCGGCGGCAUGGUUCGCUUUUGCUGCGUGAAAAACCGUGGUCGCCAACGGACGAGCGUCUUUUCACUCCCGCGCCCGCCGUCAAGAAACCAAAGUCGACGGAUAACGGCGGCAGCGGAAAAUUAGCGGAGGAGGACGACAAAGAUGAUGCAGAUGACGAAAACGAAGAGGAUCACGUGGCGAAGGAGGAAAAGAUCGAAGUGAUGGAACCGGCUACCGAUGCAGCGUCUGGCAAUGGUGCCCUGCCUCCCGCGCCACCACAGAAUGACGAACGUGUGGUUCACACCGCCGCACUGACAGGCACCGUCGUAGAAGCGAAGGAAGAAAGCGUACCGAAGGUGAAGCAAAUGACGCUCACCGAGAUGCUGCCGAGGGUCGGCGCUGUAAAGGACACAAAGCGGCCGCGCGAAGACGAGCAGCCGGGGGACCGGAAUGGCGGCGUUAUCGCAUCAAUUGAUGAUUAA